Salpingoeca rosetta is the source of this 883-nucleotide messenger RNA. RefSeq lists its product as uncharacterized. The coding region runs from base 160 to 588 and encodes 142 amino acids. The transcript has a single exon. Lineage: Eukaryota; Choanoflagellata; Craspedida; Salpingoecidae. The record is from RefSeq and is a predicted model, not a curated record.
CUGCUGCUGCUGUUGCUGCUGCCCACGCCCCCUGUCCUGACACGUGUGCGCAGUCUGCUCAAGCUAACCUGUCCCCCGCUGUUGUCCUCUCUCGUCUUGUGUGGAUGGGCUUUGUUGCUUGACACUUGCUGUGUUUGGGCGACAUAGGAGCAUCAAGACAUGUUCCAGAACCGCGUCGUGUUCUGUCCGCAUCACCGGUACAACCUGAGGAUAUGUGACCGGCUAUAUGACGAGAUUGGACCGAACGCUGUGGGAUACCAUGAGGUUGUUCGAGCAGCCCAGUAUCUGACCAACCUCAGACGCGAUCUUGCAGCAGAAGUGAAGCGAGGCAAGAAAGGCGCCACGGAGCGCCUCGCAAUUGUCAACAUGGUUUCCUUUACUCUCGCACGACGACUUGAAGAGAGUCCCGAGCCUAAACCAGAGCAUCUAGUCUUUGCGGCGCACGCAGUAGCCAUGUGCUUCAAUUUUUGCGUGCUGUGCCUCUGCUUCAACCGAGCUGACUUCCAUCCCAAGAAUGAUUCUUCUGACGACGACGAUGACGACGACGACGACGACAACGACGAUGACGACGAUGACGACGAAGAGUAGCCCUGCUGGACGUCUGGACUUGAGCAUGACCUUUGUUUUCAAGAGGCCCACUUUGUAGCCCUUCGCUCCUCUCACCAUCACUCGCCACAUACCUGUCUCCUUUUUGUUGUCCCUGUCCCUGUUGCUGUCUGUUUGCCGUGCACGUGUUUGUGCUCGCACGUGUGUUGCCUCUACCCUUCGCUUAUGAGAUUGCUGCUCAUUUCGUGGCUUUGUUGGCUUAGUCGACUUACCUGUCCCCAACUGGAAUACACAAACAAGCAUUCAUAGCAGCAACGUUAAACAGCAAGCAUCGGUG